This is a messenger RNA of Cricetulus griseus (Chinese hamster), 510 nucleotides long. The record is from RefSeq and is a predicted model, not a curated record. Lineage: Eukaryota; Metazoa; Chordata; Mammalia; Rodentia; Cricetidae.
AUGGCGCAGAAGCUGGGCGAGUGGGGCAAGGCACCCGCUGAAGCCACCGGGCUGUACCGGGCGAUGCUGCUCAGGUCGGCCUCAAUGUACUCGGAGAUCCAGAGGGAGAGAGCAGACAUCGGGGGACUCAUGGCUCGGCCAGAGUAUAAAGAGUGGAAUCCAGAGCUCAUCAAACCCAAGAAGCUGCUGAACCCCGUGAAGGCCUCCCGAAGCCACCAGGAACUACACCGGGAGCUGCUCAUGAACCACAGAAGGGGCUUGGGUGUAGACAGCAAGCCUGAGUUGCAGCGGGUCCUGGAGCACCGACGCCGGAAUCAACUGAUCAAGAAGAAGGAGGAGGAGCUGGAGGCUAAGAGGCUUCAGUGCCCUUUCAAGCAGGAGUUGCUGAGAAGACAGCAGAGACUGAAUCAGCUGGAAAACCCACCACAGAGAGAAGAGGCCCAUGCUCCUGAGUUCAUCAAAGUCCGAGAAAACCUGCGCAGAAUUGCCACGGAGGAGAGAGCACUGUAA